Molecule: messenger RNA, 3734 nt
Organism: Porites lobata
Lineage: Eukaryota; Metazoa; Cnidaria; Anthozoa; Scleractinia; Poritidae
Source: the annotation of a GenBank genome assembly
AUGUAUCAUCACAGUCUUCGUCAAGAUGUUUUUAUAAAGGACGAGUACCAUUAUUUAAACGUUUCUAAAGUUGGAACGUUUACAGUGUAUGACAGCCUUGACUGCACCUUUGAAUGCCUCGGCAAUCCUUCCUGUUUGUCCUUCAACCUGGCAGCUUACAAAGGAGCAGAUGGAAAGUUGUGGUGUGAGUUGUUAUCCUCAGAAAAGUACAGCAAUCCUGAGGAAUAUAAAAGGAACGAGAGUUUUCAUCACUUUUCCAUCAAGGUGGGGUAAAAUCUUUGCAUAGAGUUUAUUAAAGUAAGAUAUUUUUUGAUAUCCCAGUCUAUGCGAUUUUUAAUAACCUGUCACGAACACUAAUCGACGUAAAAGUGACUACUGCACGUAACAAGUCGGAGUUAUUUAGUCGAAUGUCACUUUCUUCUUUUUUUCUUACUUCUGCAAUCAACACUUUUACGCAAAACAAAAUUACCUUAAUUAUAUGGCAUUUCACAUCAACCUUUUUCUAAAAUUAUUUCAGACUCCAUGUAUGUCAUCACCUUGCCAGAACGGAGGCACCUGUGUAGCGAACUACAAGUAUCACUCGUUCGACUGCCGUUGCAAAGAAGGGUUCUAUGGGGAAUUUUGCGAAAAAGGUAAUUGAUAUUCAGACCGGGCCCUCCGUUCAAGUUAGGACAACCAAACUUAGCGGCUUUACCUAAAAUUUAUCUAGGAAAAUUUUAAAGGCGUUGUGACCUGUACGUCACCAUUGAUGUUACCAUGGCAACCGAGUUUUGACAGCCAUGUUUUUCAGAAUUUGCUUUUUCUCUUAAAAAAAUAGGUUUAAUUUAUUUCUUUUUUUUACUGAUUGAAUUAUUACGUUAUCUACUUCUUUUUUUCAGUUGCCAAGUCCUCAUGCCAAAACGUUUAUAAUCAGCUCACAGAAAAGUGAGUAAACCUAUGCAUAGUAAUUUAAUUGAUGAGGAUAGAUCACUUAAAGUCCGGGGGGAUCAUUCGGAGUGCGUCAGUACUGUGUUUAUAAGCCAAAAAUCAGCCGUCAGGCCUCAAAAACGGAAUACAAUUGUGUUGCAGGGAAAGUCGAUAUCACUUAAUUAAUUGUACAUGUUAGAAUUCGUAUCGUGGCUGAUGAAUUCUAUUUCAGCCUUUGUUCUCCACUCUGGAAACUUAGGGUUAUUAGAGACCUAAACUUGUAAAAACUGUUGAAUUUUUAAAACAAAUGAUUGGUACUGUUAAGAUAAUAAAAACCAUAAUCUGUGAACACCACCAUCCUGCAAUGAAGGCCCUCCAGCAAAAAAAGUUGUUGAUGAAAUGCGGUUGAAUCCCGCCGUUUCGUUUAAUACGAACACCCGUAUAAAAUGAAUGAUUCGUUUGUACCGACAAAAGUUCAGAUAUUUCAGUGCUCAUAAGUAAACCUGGUUAAUAUGGAAAACAAACACUUUUCUUGUGUCCCGAGUCCCAAACUGUCAUAUAAUAAUUAUCGUAAACUUCCCCGGAAGGUCCUCAAUUAAGUUUUAUAGGGCAAGCUUAGCCCUUAACUCCUUACGUUUUAUGCCCAUCAUUUUUGCAGAAAAGGUACUCCUUUCGUAUACCAUUCCAUUCGUCUCUAAUGGUUAAAGGUUCGAGUGGCUUGUUGCAGGCACUUCAUCCCCAGGGGGUACUCAAAUAAAUUUUUACGGUGAUACUCAACAAAUUUUACGGUGAUAAUCCCCCCUAACAAAUUUUACGCCCCCCGAGGUCCACGUCCUUACCUUUUCACAUACCUUUUUGGCGGUUGAGGGGUGGACUUUAUCCCCAGGGGGUGGCUUGUUACAGGCAUUUUAAAAUGAGCUCAGACCAUACAAGGGCCAAUAGGAAGAAAGACUACCUUAUCAAAAUCAAACCUGCACGCUAUUUUAAUUGGAGUUUUUUUUUUUAGUAACAAAAUCGUAUUAACCCACAGAAAUCUGUAAUUAUUUGAAAAGGUUCAUUGUAUGCAAUUAGUGCGUGGUUGUGACAAGGAAAUAGACCGUGGCAGCUAUAGGUAGCCAGUGGUCACCAGUGUCCAUAAAGCAGGGUUGACGACAUGAGAAUUUAAGUCUUCGGAACACAGAAAAGUGUCCGUUCUCCGUCUCAACCGUUGUCCUUAUUAAACGGGUUGGAGAAAGUACGUGAGCUUCAAUAAUUAAAACAUGCAAAACUGACUACUGAAUAUCUGUGUAACAUGUUCUGAGUAGUUGUCAAGAAAAACCAAUCCAAGUCUUAUAUGUAGCUAGCGGGUAAAACAUGUGUCCUUUGCCGUCAGAUGGGAAAAAACAUCAUGCGCACCUUUUUUUCGGUUUUUCGGUCGCCCCUUUCGCCUUCCCUCUGAACAUCUGCUACACUGUUUAGCCAUCUUCGAUGUCCGAAUUUAAUUGCUACAGAACACUUUAGUCAAAUACACUUUAUUAAAGUUAGGUGAAGAGCAGCACAGCUUGGUAUUAUAAUGCAAAAAUAAAUAUCAACCUGUGCUUGAGGUGAAAUUAUAUCAGUCCAAAGUACAUUAAUCGUGUAGUAGCUCCUAGUAACAUGAUGGGGAACCUGACAAAUUUAGAUUUGACUGAGAUUGUACUGAAUUCCAUUCAUUUAUUUUUGUAAGAAAAAGAGAACCUUUUUUUUUUUACAACCAGUUAAGGUACAUUCCAUUUUUUUCUCUCCGACAGUUGGGAGCUGGAAAAAUUAAAAUGAGAUUUCAUUUUGUACAGGUUGAACGUGAGUCGGUUUGUCACUCUCCUCCUUGACUCCAAACUAGUUUCAGUUCUCUGUCACUUUGGAAAUUUUGGAUGCGGAGAUGGAGGAUGGACACCGGUCAUGAAGAUGGACGGCAACAAGGUAAGACAUUUGUGUACGUUUUCCCUUAGUUUGGCGACGAGAGUGGAAAAAAAAAAAUAAAUACAGGUUUGCCUCUGUCAGAGGUAAUUUUCAACAGGGGCACCCAACGAGGAUAUAGUUCAAAACCACUUAACAUAGCAUUGUUGAACGUAUUUUAGUAUUCAAACGGUAGAUAUAGGCAUAUUUUUAUCCCCUAAAAACGUUUCAUCUGUUCGGAUUUCCUAGCUGAAAAUCUAGUUAUCCGAAAAUGAUAGGGAUAAAAACUUACCUUUUUAUUCUAUCGGUGACCAUUAACGUCAUUUUGCGUGCUGUGGCUAAAUUGUCAUUUUAUAAAGCUGGAGAAGUGAGGACAUUGCAGAUAUUCUUUUCAUUGUAAUGGAUCUUUCAUUCUUUCUUUUUUCUUCUCCUGAAAGGAUGUUAUCUUUAGAAGAAAAAAGAAGCUUAAAUUUCAACUUUUCUUUUUAAAGGACAUUUUUGCUAUUUCUUCCUCCUUUCUACCACAGCAAACAUUUCAUUACGAAACAGCCUUUUGGAGAAACAAAGAAACCUUUCACCCUGACGGAGGGAAAACUGGGUUUGACUCACAGGAAACCAAACUUCCCUCCUACUGGAACACAUCCUUCUCCAAGAUCUGCCUCGGUAUGAAGAUCAACAACCAGACCAAUUUUAUUGUCAUUAACAAGCAGGCGAACUCCUUGUACUCUCUGAUCGCUGAUGGGCAAUAUCGCAGCACCUCACUGGGUCGUGACAAGUGGAUGUCACUGAUUGGUUCUAAUGCCUCAUUGCAGCUGAACUGUAAAAAAGGAAGGGUUCAACGCAAAGUGUACCUUGAGUGGUCGUUCCAAAGCAAGAAUCGGUAUUCUCGGCAACGAUCAAACAGAUUGCCAUGA